AUGCAAGAGCAGCGAUAUGAAGAUGAGAGCACCAGCGACUCCGUGAUGACUGCAAACAGUAAAGAGAUGAGUAGUCCAAGAACAGCACGACAACAAAACAAGGGAUCAGGUGGACGAGCAGUUGAAGGCAACAAGAAGAAGGAAAUCGAACACGCACUGGCUUGGCUUUAUACCAGAGACCAAACCAUCAAGGAUGCCAAGUACUUUCAGAAAUUGAACACACUGAUUCCUGUGGAUGUUCACAAUACCUAUGAAGAUCGAGCACAGGACCUCGUCGAGACAUUGACAUGGAUGAGAAGCAGACGAAGGGAACGCAAGGAUGCAAUCGACCAAUCAAGCCGUUCCACAUCGACAAACUAA
Messenger RNA from Cylindrotheca closterium, 360 nucleotides. The record is from the annotation of a GenBank genome assembly. Lineage: Eukaryota; Bacillariophyta; Bacillariophyceae; Bacillariales; Bacillariaceae.